AUGAAACGUAUGGGUGUCUGAUGGAAAGAAGGGCACAGUCUUAAAAAAAGCAUUGACUCCUUCCAUUUGUUUUUCUUGGUGUGUUUGGAGUGAGCGCCAACACAGAUAAUCAAGUUUUUAUCUCUAGGAAUCGCGUUCUAGAAGCAAACGUCUAAUUUCAGUGAUGCUAGUCCACGUUGGGUUGCUGCCUCGCUCUUAGGUAGGGUGGCCCUCCCCACUAGCCCCACGUAGUUCCUAGGGCUGACUAGCGAAUAGGAGUUUGGGCAAUUCAAGCAAGGAACAACUCUCAUGUAUCCCAUUUGCCACACGAAACUUCAUUGGAGGACUCGGCUUCAUUUUUCCUUAUCACCCAAAAAUGUAAUUUAGAGAGAGACCUUUACCCAACAGAAGUGGGGGUAGUUCCCGAGCUCUAUCAAAGUGGCGUGUGUGACAUCUCGUGGAAGUGAUCGAUCUCACUCCGGAAGCAGUGUAACGGCAUGAAAUUUUAGUUCAUACACGUUCAUAGGGUAAAAUUCCUAUUUGCUUUGUGACCUCUUUAGGGAUAGGUGGGUUCAGGGAGGGUGGGGCCACGUUAGUUCCUACCCCUUCCCCCGUGGGUCGGGCUUUAUAAAAGGUCGUGACCCUGGCGCCCCAGCGCAGUUGCUGAACUUUCAGCGUCCGUUGCGAGUGUGCGGCAGCGCGCCGCACCCAGAGCCCCGGCAGCAGAAAUGGACAAGUCCGAAGAACAGCUUGACCAUUCUGGCCCAUCCUUCAUUCAGGAUAAGGACGGUUACUUUGUGGAUGUGAGUUCAACCAUCAAUGAAAAGUCUGAACCCAAUGCUUCCAGAAAGAUUCAUCAGAAGAAACAGAACGGCCCUCUGGUGAUUGAUUCUGAGUCUGAUGAUGAAUGUGUUCAUAAGAAAAAGAAAGCUAAGAUAUACAAAGUAAACAGUGAAGAUGAGAUUUUGGAAGUGAUUUCUGACACUGAUCAGGAGCAGCCCACCACCAGUGCCCCAGUGUCUCCAGGAGUAAUUAUUGAUGAUGAUGAUGAUGAUGAUGAUGAUGAUAUUAUUGUCGAUGAUGAUGACGAUGAUAUUAUUGUUGAUGAUGAUGUUGAUAUUAUUAUUGAUGAUGAUGAUGAUGAUAUUGAUGAUGAUAUUAUUGUUGAUGAUGACGAUGAUAUUAUUGUUGAUGAUGAUGUUGAUAUUAUCAUUGAUGAUGAUGAUGAUAUCAUUGAUGAUGAUGUUAUUGAUGAUGAUGAUGAUGAUAUUAUCAUUGAUGGUGUUGAUGAUGAUGAUGAUGAUGAUGAUGUUAUUGAUGAUGACGACGACGACAACAAUGACAAUGAUGACAAUGGCAACAAUAACAAAUUGGAAAUUCCUGUGCUAAAAGGGGGUUCCCAUGAUCACAGCCAAAUUUAUUCAGAUAAAAAAGAAGUGGAUGAGUGUGUUGUCUCCCAGCACGAUUCACCUGAUAAUGUUCAUAAGAAGCAGGAUCUUGGUGAAAAUGUCAACAAACCACCAACUGAUCCUGAGGCUGACCUAGAAAUUAUAGAUCCAAAGUCGCCAAAUACUGAAGAAGUCAUAUUUGAACCAAGGAAAUGGAAAUGCAAAACCAACAAUACAUCUGGUGUGACACCUGCUGGUAGUGGACCAAAAAAGCAUGCGUUUUCAGAGAAGAGAUCCAGUGCAGCAAAAGUUGAAAAGUGUGAGACUGGGACAGCUAUGUGCCAAAUACCUGGAUGCUUUUUGCUUGACAUUGAAAAAUCAAAACCGUAUUCUGGAAAGGAAUUCGAGAAAAAUAAGGAUGAACUGAUUCAGAAAAUCUAUGCACUGUUUAACGCCACUGUCUUUGAUCAAAAGCUGCCAGAGAAAAUAGACAUCACCUGGAAUAAAAAGUUGCUGAGAACUGCUGGCUUUUGCAUAACUAGUGAGAGAGAGUACCCGAAGAAGGAGCGCUGUGCCAAGAUUGAGAUUUCUCUGAAAGUCUGUGACUCUGCAGACCGACUCCGAGAUACUUUGAUCCAUGAAAUAUGCCAUGCAGCCUCCUGGCUGAUUGAUGGUGUUGGAGAUUCUCAUGGUGAUACAUGGCAGUACUAUGCCAACAAAUCCAACAAGGUGCAUCCAGAGCUGCCCUCGGUCACCCGUUGCCAUAGCUAUGCAAUUAACUACAAGAUUUAUUAUGAAUGUAAGCAGUGCAAAACCAGGAUUGGCCGCUACACCAGAUCGUUGAAGACCGAACACAUUACCUGUGCUGUAUGCAAGGGGCCUCUGGUCUUGCUGCCGCUAACUCGGAAAGAUGGAACCCCCAUCAGCGCUAUGUGAGACUGUUUGGCAGAUAUGUGCAGGAGAAUUAUAGAAUGGUGUUACAGGAGACAGCAGGGAUCAGCCAUGGGGACGUGAUAAAAAGGCUCAGCAGGGAUUAUAUUGCCAGUAAACAGAAGAGAAUUCCUUAAGAUCGUCUUAGAGCAUAUAUCUGUUAGCUGAGUCCUUUACUGACAAGAAAGUUGUGGAAACAUUUCUGUAAAGUUAUUAAUAUCUUAGUUUAUAGAUUUUUACAUUUGUUUUAAUGAUGAUUGUUUUAAACAAAGCUUUUAUUGUACCCUUCCUUGCGAAUACUCUGAAGGGCUUUUGAUCUACCUCGUGUCUUACUUUUACUGCAUAGUUUUAACAUAUAGAACAAAACAGGAAAACAAAUGCGUUUUCAAGAGUUGCAAGUUGAGGGCCGGGAAUUUAGCUCAGUGGUGGCACCACCUACCUCCCAAGCACAAGGACCUUACUUAGUUCAAUCCCUGGUACCAAAAUAACACAAACAUAUUUCAGGAGUUCAGUUGCUGAUGACAUUGAAUGAAACUGUGUGAGCCACGUACUUGUUCAGAAAAAUAAAUAGUCA
Molecule: messenger RNA, 2871 nt
Organism: Fukomys damarensis (Damara mole-rat)
Lineage: Eukaryota; Metazoa; Chordata; Mammalia; Rodentia; Bathyergidae
Gene: Gcna
Product: germ cell nuclear acidic peptidase
Exons: 11
Coding region: 708-2303 (531 amino acids)
Cellular component (GO): nucleus
Source: RefSeq, a predicted model, not a curated record